UUUUUUUUUUUUUUCCAGGCGGGUUACUGUGGCACCAGGGUACUGUUACACUGACAGAGACAGAGAGACAGGGUUCAGUUCAGUUUUGUUGUUUCCUGAGGCUGGACGGAGACAGAGACUGUUCAUGGGGUGUAUGGCCCUUCCUGUCCUGAUGCUGUUAACACAGUAACAUGACCCUCAACACCCAGAGAGAGAAGGAGCCCUUGAGGCGGCGAGGCAGUACGCCGAUUCCUCCUGCCCACUUCUGCCAGCACCCGUCCUGGACUCGGGAUCCCCAGCUCCCCGGCAGCACCCAGUCUGACCCGGAGCAGCCCCGUCCCCAGCGAAGCCACCCUCCACUUGGACAGUCAGCCUCCUACCACCCUGGAGACAAGUCCCUCCACUACCGCGCCAACUGGAGCUCAGACUCGGAUGAUGACUCGCAGAGCGACUCGGACUGUGUUUACAGAGUUGUGUUGCUAGGCGACCACGGCGUCGGAAAGACCAGCCUCGCAGGAAUCUUUGCUGGGAUCACGGAGAAAGAUGAACAACCUGGAGAGGACACAUAUGAGCGGACACUGACAGUAGAUGGAGAGGAAACCACACUCAUUGUCAUGGACACCUGGGAGAAUGACAAACUGGAGGGGGAGGACGGCUCCUCUCAGGAGGACUGUCUGAGGGUGGGGAGUGCUUACGUCAUCGUCUACUCCGUCACCGACCGCUCCACCUUCGACUCCGCCGCUGAGCUCCGCAUCACCCUGCGACGCACCCGCCAGGCCGAGAACCUCCCCAUCAUCCUUGUGGGCAACAAGAGCGACCUGGUACGGUCCAGAGAGGUCGCUGUGGAAGAGGGCCGAGCGUGCGCCGUGGUAUUUGACUGCAAAUUCAUAGAAACGUCGGCGUCCCUUCAGCACAAUGUGACCGAGCUGUUCGAGGGCGUGGUCCGACAGAUCCGUCUCCGUCGGGACGGCAGCGAGGCCAUCCAGCGCCGACGCUCCAUAUACAAGCGCAAAGAGAGCCUUACCCAGAAGGCUCGGCGAUUCUUGGAUCGACUGGUUGCGCGCAACAACCAGCGCAUGGCGGUCAAAGUGCGGUCCAAGAGCUGCCACGACUUGGCUGUCCUCUGAGGACGCGCGUCCACCAGGAGCUUCAGGUUGGAUGUUUGUUGUUGUUGUUGUUUUUUUGACUCGUUGAAGAUCUCGCUGGUUGGGAAAUCGUGGACGGUGAUGUCUGCGAUGAUUCUGACGCUCGGCGAGCUGACAGAAAGACAGAGACAAUCAGAGGCGAACGAACACUCUGGCUGUGAACAGUGUGACCAACUUGUUUUCCUGUUUGACCCUUUGGUCUAAACAUUUCUGUGACUUCUUCUCCAAAUGACCUAAAUAUAAAGGUACCAGAUGACUGAACAGGAUCAUCACUGUAGGGUUAAACAUGACAGUGUGUGUGUGUGUGUGUGUGUGUGUGUGUGUGUGUGUGUGUGUGUGUGUGACAGAGAGUGAACAGGUGACUGUUAGUUUACUCCUCCGUCAUGGAGGAUGUCCUGUAGUUUCCACUGUGUCCACCGUCUUGUUCUCCUGAAAUUUUUACUAUUUUCAGUUCAACACUGUGCAGAAUAAAGUCUUAAAGGAACAGUCAUCUCAAAAUCAUGUUUUUACAGAUGACCUCCACUGGGAUGUAAUUAUACGUUUCAUUUCAAUUUAUUUUAUUACCUUGGGUUUUGUUUUUUUGUUUGUUUGUUUGUUUGUUUGUUUUGCUUGUUUUUAUUUUUUGCAACUGACCAUUCACUAACCAUCUCCCCUGAGCAGUGAUUGUCCUGUCAUAGCCUGGAGACUGGGAAUAGCAGGUGUGUCACCCUUUGUAUUUCUCCACAUGUUGAAGCAGUGUUCAUGGAGCUGGAGGAAGAAGGAAGAUGUCAGGAGGGUGAUGUCUUUUUUUUUUAGGAUUUCAAAAACCUAAAACACAAGAGCAGAAGUGUAAGGAACAUCCAAACCCAAGUGUUAGCAUAUCACAAGCUAACAACAUUAAUUUUGUUGGGUCACCGUUUGUGUUUAAAUGCUGUGGUCAGGACGGGAGCAUCGGCUGUGUGGCACCCAGUCCUGGAUUAUAUCAGGGUUUAGACUAACAUCGACUGCGCUGUCCUCGAAGGACGAUAUCAUAUAUGUAGUCGUGCAUUUCUAACACGCUCUUGCAGUGUUCUCGUUUUCAAACGAGUUAGCCAGAGACCGAGUUUUUAGCCAGCUCACAUUGUGAAAGUUGAUUAGCUAGCUCGCUACAGGUGUAGCGUUUCAGUAAAAUCAGUGGUUGCCGGCGAGAAAUAGAAGCUGCUUUUGUGAACUUCUGUCUGAAAUCAAGGACACAUUGAUAGUGGUAUAUGUUAUCAUUGUAAACUGCAAAUGUGGAAGGCAGGAAAGGAAAGCCUGACAGGAGUAGCACCAGUAGCUAUUUUCUUCAUUUCGGUUUACAUUUCCUUAUGUAUUGUAUUAGAUUCAUUUGAUUUUUUAUCAUAGUUUGU
Toxotes jaculatrix (banded archerfish) is the source of this 2491-nucleotide messenger RNA. It is a transcript of the gene rem1, whose product is annotated as RAS (RAD and GEM)-like GTP-binding 1. Gene Ontology annotation, biological process: negative regulation of high voltage-gated calcium channel activity. Gene Ontology annotation, cellular component: plasma membrane. Lineage: Eukaryota; Metazoa; Chordata; Actinopteri; Toxotidae. Gene Ontology annotation, molecular function: calcium channel regulator activity; GTP binding; GTPase activity. The transcript is spliced from 5 exons. Bases 171 to 1106 code for a protein of 311 amino acids. The record is from RefSeq and is a predicted model, not a curated record.